Messenger RNA from Phragmites australis (common reed), 1804 nucleotides. Its product is annotated as amino acid transporter ANT1-like. NCBI's taxonomy places the organism in Eukaryota, Viridiplantae, Streptophyta, Magnoliopsida, Poales, Poaceae. The coding region runs from base 175 to 1467 and encodes 430 amino acids. Gene Ontology annotation, cellular component: vacuolar membrane. Gene Ontology annotation, biological process: amino acid transmembrane transport. The record is from RefSeq and is a predicted model, not a curated record. Gene Ontology annotation, molecular function: amino acid transmembrane transporter activity. The transcript is spliced from 3 exons.
GCCACGGCGCAUCCGGUGGCGGCUUCUCGUCUCACCGCGACAAUUUCCUUCCUCUUUACCCGGCGCCCUCCUCUUUCUUCCACGUGCGCGCAUGACCCAGGCAGCAGGCACGAACCCAAAAUCCAAUUUUGCUUCGUGAAGCUAGCCACCUCCCGUACCACGCCACCGCCGGGGAUGGCGGUCCCGAAGGCGGCUUCGGGUAUUGACGGGUCGGCGGAGCCGCUGCUGCUGGCGCGGGAGGAAGGGAGGCCAAGAAGCGGCGGGGGCGGAGGGGCGACGUCGGCGCAGACGCUGGGGAAUGUGGUGGUCUCCAUCGUGGGGACAGGGGUGCUCGGCCUCCCCUACGCCUUCCGCGCCGCUGGCUGGCUCGCGGGCUCCCUCGGUGUCGCCGCCGCCGGCUCCGCCACGCUCUACUGCAUGCUCCUCCUCGUGGAUUGCAGAGAUAAACUGGAAGAAGAAGAAAUGGAAGAGCACUGUCAUGGUCACUACACAUAUGGGGAUUUGGGUGAAAAGUGCUUCGGGACUAUAGGUCGAUGCUUGACAGAAAUCCUUAUACUUGUUUCACAGGCGGGUGGUUCUGUAGCAUACCUAAUAUUCAUCGGCCAAAAUCUUCAUUCCAUAUUCCGCCAGCUGAUGUCACCUGCUGGCUUCAUUUUUGCCAUCCUCCUUCCUGUGCAAAUUGCACUCUCCUUCAUCCGUUCACUGUCUUCUCUUUCUCCGUUCAGUAUAUUUGCGGAUGCAUGCAACGUCCUUGCCAUGGCAAUUGUUCUCAAAGAGGAUUUUCAGCUUUUCGAUCAUCCCUUUGCAAAUAGAAGCGCUUUUAAUGGACUUUGGGCAGUACCAUUCACCUUUGGGAUUGCAGUCUUCUGUUUUGAAGGAUUCAGCAUGACUCUUGCGCUGGAAGCAUCAAUGGCGGAACGGAGAAAGUUCCGCUGGGUACUUUCUCAAGCAGUUGCCGCCAUUAUAAUCGUGUACGCAUGUUUUGGAGUGUGUGGGUACUUGGCCUAUGGUGAGGCCACCAAAGACAUCGUAACACUUAAUCUUCCCAAUAAUUGGUCUUCGGCUGCAGUUAAGGUUGGCCUAUGCAUUGCACUAGCAUUCACAUUCCCAGUCAUGAUGCACCCAAUCCAUGAGAUCAUCGAGGCAAGAUUCAGAUCAAGUAGAUGCUUUCCGAAGAUUUCUAACAAUGUUCGUGGUGCUGAAUGGAUAGGCUUGCACUCAAGCCGCAUCCUCGUGGUGACCAUCCUGACUGUGGUGGCAUCCUUCAUCCCUGCUUUUGGGUCAUUCAUCUCCUUCGUGGGGAGCACAAUGUGUGCACUGCUCUCUUUCGUGCUGCCUGCACUAUUCCAUCUCAGCAUUGUGGGCUCCUCGAUGAGCCUAUGGCGGCGGGUGUUGGACUACUGUUUCCUUCUCUUUGGUCUGGUUUUUGCUGGAUAUGGUCUUGUCACUGCUCUCUCCUCACACUGAAUGAUGACCCAACUGGUCAAGAACUGCAGAUCAGGAUUUGAUCCAGAGGAAAUUGUCAGCCGGACCGUGUAACCUGACCCAUGUGAGUUAGGUAUCUAAUGGAGAUGUUCUCAUACCCUGCCUUGGUUUCUUUUCGAAGGUUAUUGUCCGGUUGUUCCCGGCGUUUUACAACGUGGGUUCACAUGGGCAACAGAGCGUUGCCCCACCAGUCAAUUGCCAUAUGUAUAUAUAUUUAGUAGGCAUCGUGCACAUGGGCUGCAUUUAGAUUAUAUUCUUAGGAUUGGUUCAAUUUGUCGUGCUACAGCCGUGGUGUUUUUCACCGCGUUUGUUGUGAUCA